This is a messenger RNA of Eupeodes corollae, 841 nucleotides long. RefSeq names its product peptidoglycan-recognition protein SA (gene PGRP-SA). Bases 214 to 804 code for a protein of 196 amino acids. The record is from RefSeq and is a predicted model, not a curated record. Lineage: Eukaryota; Metazoa; Arthropoda; Insecta; Diptera; Syrphidae. Gene Ontology annotation, molecular function: zinc ion binding; N-acetylmuramoyl-L-alanine amidase activity; peptidoglycan binding. Gene Ontology annotation, biological process: innate immune response; peptidoglycan catabolic process. The transcript is spliced from 4 exons.
UUACGCUGCUUGCUGCCAAAAAAGUUCAUUCACAGUGAAGUGCCUAUACUUUCUCAAAAAGUCAAGCCAACAGAAAAGAUUCCCUAAAAAAAUCCCCUCGGCAGAAUGUUUAUUAUUGUUUAUAAAUAUUAUCAACUUUUCGCUUCAGUUAACCUCAUCAAGGUUUCUUAAUCAGUCUUUCUUAACAUUUGGUGACAGCUGAACGUUUUCUAAAUGCACGACUUUUUUGUGAUGAAGAUCUUUGUAUUAUGUGUUUUGACAUUCACUGCAAUUAUUUGUGUCGAAAGUGGAAAGAAAAAAGAUUGUCCAACAAUCAAGUCCAAACGACAAUGGAGUGGAGUUGUAGCUAAAAAUAUUGACUAUCAAACAAUUCCUGUUCAAUAUGUUGUCAUUCAUCAUACUGUCAGUCAAGAGUGUAAUUCAUUUGCGGAAUGUGCAACCAUCAUUCAAAAUAUUCAAAGUUACCACAUGAAUUUAGGAUACAGUGACAUUGGAUACAACUUCUUGAUUGGUAACGAUGGAUUAGUUUAUGAAGGAUGUGGAUGGCACAAAAUAGGUGCUCAUACUUAUGGUUAUAAUCGCAAUGGUACUGGAAUAGCAUUUGUUGGUGAUUUUACAGAUAAACUUCCAUCAAGAAAAGCUUUAAAUGCUGCAAAGAAACUAUUACAGUGUGGAGUUGCAUUAGGGGAAUUAGGUCCACGAUUUAAAUUACUAGCUGCUCGUCAAGUAUCGGGAACAAUUAGUCCUGGUUUGCCAAUUUAUGGAGAAAUUCAAGAAUGGGAUAAUUGGUCUGAAAGUGCGUGAACAUAAAUAAAUAAAAAUAAAUACAAUUGUAAAACAA